AUGAUAAUGUAUCAGUCGCUGAAGAUAUUGUUCACCCCGUUGUAAAUUUUGCUGAUCCCACACAAUAUGAUGGAGAUGAUAGUGUAUCAGGCACUGAAGACAAUAAUCAAGUAGCUGUGGAUUCUGAUGGUAGUGGAGAUUUAUUUAUUACCAGACAUGUGCAAGCUGUGAUAAGGAAUGAAGAUGAUUUUAUACUUGAGGAAGAAUUAGAUCCGGAUAUGGUCAACAUGAUGGAAAUAGAUAAUCGGAGACGAGAAGUAGAGAUACAAAAUAUUCCUUUUGUGCAAGUACCUAUAAAUCUUCCUUUGCCACCAAACAGCAAUAUAUGUGUAGUGUGCAAAGAUUUAGAAAGAACACAUGCCUUGAUCCCAUGUGGCCAUAAAGCAUUAUGUGGUAAUUGUGCCGAAUUGUUGCACCCAAAGCGUUGUCCAUCGUGCAAAGCGAAUUUCAGUUCAACUCUACGUAUUUGGUCAUAAUGUUCACUGUUUUUAAUUUUUCUAAUAACUACUACUAUAAAUUGAAUUUUAUAUU
This is a messenger RNA of Acyrthosiphon pisum (pea aphid), 531 nucleotides long. Its product is annotated as putative E3 ubiquitin-protein ligase XBAT34. The transcript has 3 exons. The coding region runs from base 219 to 476 and encodes 85 amino acids. Lineage: Eukaryota; Metazoa; Arthropoda; Insecta; Hemiptera; Aphididae. The record is from RefSeq and is a predicted model, not a curated record.